ACGAUACAUGCAGCUAGCUCAAGGGAAAGGCAGAGACUCCUUGCUAGCUAGCCAUGGCCUUCUACUAUGCAAUAGCAUUGCUUGGCAUGCUUGCUGUCUUCUCCUCGUGGGGGAAUGCACUCGAUGACAAUAUGCUGAAAACCACGGUAUACAUACAACAGCUUCCCUACCAAAACCAGAGAGGUGUAGCAGAAGGUACGGCAGUAAUUAGCUGGUACAUAAAGGAUGGGCCAGGUGCUUCUGCGAAUACAAUCGGGCAUGCGGAGGGCCUGGUAAUCUUGACAGAUAUAGCCAGGUCUUCGUGCCUAAUCACUACGGACUUGGUGUUCGACGGUGGAAGCCUCGCAGGGUCCUCACUUCAAGUGAUGGGGCAGCAUGAGUCUUCAGGCCAGUGGAGCAUUAUGGGCGGCACUGGACAAUUUACCAUGGCACGAGGUGUUAUAGAGUACAAAACAAUCCAACAGGACAGUAGCAGCAGGACCUUUGAAAUAUGCAUAUAUGCAUACUACACUCCCAUGAACCGAUGGAAAGCCGGUCUGGCUUUAGGUGACACUGGCCGUAAACCUUGAGGACUACGAUCGAGAUUCAUAUAAACAUUUAGACCAUCGUCCAUGUGUAUGUGCGCGCGCCAAUGCAAGGAGUGACGUACGGCAGCCAGAUCUACAAUCUUUUUUUUAUGCUUCAUCCAAUAAUAAAUGAACCCCCACUCCCUUAUUCAGUUAUUUCUGUCUCAUGCAUGUUCCCCUUGUCUCAACAGUGGUCAUCAAUAAGACGUGUCUUCGGUGGAAAGAUAUUAAUUGUAGGAA
Messenger RNA from Zea mays, 806 nucleotides. RefSeq lists its product as uncharacterized. NCBI's taxonomy places the organism in Eukaryota, Viridiplantae, Streptophyta, Magnoliopsida, Poales, Poaceae. The record is from RefSeq and is marked predicted.